CACGUCUCAGAGCAGCAAGGUCAAUGUCUGAUUUAUGGCAAUGCGUGAGAUUUGGGAUUAUUUUUGGAUCAUGCCAAGCCAAGGGAGUAAAGGCUGAUCUCUGAGAGCCAAACCCACCUGCUGUGGUGUGUGUGAGAUGGAGCUGGUGGGACCCUAUAAAAGCCCUCAAGAAGAAGCCUGGUGGCUGACACUGACUCACCGGCAUCCAGAAGAAGAACUUGACCAGCAGGAGCAGCAGAGAGCCUAUAAUCAUGUCACACGCUUGGGGAUAUGGUCCUGACAAUGGACCCGACACUUGGCAUCAUUCCUUCCCUAUCGCACUGGGUGAGACCCAGUCCCCUAUUAACAUUGUCACAAGCGAAGCCAAACAUGACAGUUCACUUCAUCCUUUGACCAUUAACUAUGAUCCAUCAACUGCCAAACUCAUCAUAAAUAAUGGCCAUUCCUUCAACGUGGAGUUUGAGGAUUCCGACGACAGAUCAGUGCUAAAAGGUGGGGCUCUGCAUGGCACCUACAGACUGAAACAAUUCCACUUUCACUGGGGAUCCUGCGACGGGCAAGGCUCUGAGCAUACUGUGGAUGGAGUGAAAUAUGAGGCAGAGCUUCACUUGGUGCACUGGAAUACUAAAUAUGACAGUUUUGGUGAAGCCGUUAAGCACUGCGAUGGUCUCGCCGUAGUUGGUGUCUUUCUAAGUGUGGGAGAGGCCAGGCCACAGUUGCAAGCAGUGAUUGAUGCCUUACAAUUAAUUCCAACAAAGGGAAAAGAGGCUCCUUUCCAUGACUUUGAUCCUUCAGGGUUGCUUCCAAACUCUCGGGAUUUUUGGACUUAUCAAGGAUCUCUGACGACUCCGCCACUGCUGCAGUGUGUAGUCUGGAAUGUUCUAAGAGAUCCAAUCACUGUGAGCAGUGAACAGCUGUCAGCACUCCGAGGCCUUUACUUUGACGAUGAGCAUGACAGUCCUUGCCACAUGGUUGACAACUAUCGCCCACCACAGCCACUGAAGGGUCGUCCCGUUCGAGCAUCAUUCCAAUAGAAGGACAACCGCCCAUCUGUAUUGCAAAUCUGCUUGCUAAUGUUUAAUUAUCUCUCACUGUGUGCAAACUGGAAGCCCUUUCUUGCUCUAUGCUGAAACUCUAAUCCGCUGGCAAGUAUUAGGAUCUGAUUAAUGAAAUGUGAAAGUCGAAUGACAAAGGCAAAUCAUUUCUAAUGUGAGGCGUUGCUUACAGCUUCACAGAGCCUAGCUUCUGCUUGUUUUCUUCUGAACAAUGCUGCAAUUACUAUAGGAGAGGGGAACUAGUGUUCUGUAGAUUCUUCUAGAAUUAUGUCUUAAAAUGCAGAUAAAAACUUGAAUGAAGUACGUACAUACACUGAUAUGUAUUUUAUAACGUGCACUAAUGUGUGUUUUAAAUUUUACCUAUUCCAGAGAAAAAUAUAUUGCUUUUAAUAGAGUGUAAAUAUUUUAAAAAUAUAUAUAUAUAUAUAAAGAACAAAUAUAUGACAGAUAUAUAUAUAUAUAUAAGAGAGAGUCUUAUUGGUGCUAAUUUUGCACAGUCUUAAAUUUCCAAAAUGAACUGAAAGAAACAUGGAAUUAUAAUUGUAUUUUGGAUACCAUAAUAAAUACUAAAACUG
Molecule: messenger RNA, 1630 nt
Organism: Rana temporaria (common frog)
Lineage: Eukaryota; Metazoa; Chordata; Amphibia; Anura; Ranidae
Product: carbonic anhydrase 2-like
Exons: 8
Coding region: 252-1034 (260 amino acids)
Cellular component (GO): cytoplasm
Molecular function (GO): carbonate dehydratase activity; zinc ion binding
Source: RefSeq, a predicted model, not a curated record